AUGGCCUUGUUGGUAUUGGCCGUGAUAUCAUUCAGCAGCCAGAUGUCGGCUGGUGCUGCCCGGGAGAAAGCCAACCAGCUUCCCGAAAAUUACAAGGAGUCUUGGAUCAAUGAUGGGCUCGCGAAGACCGUUUAUCCAAAUACGGCUACGAAGAAGGAUUCUCAGCCCUCAACACCUGGCCCUAGCCCAAGUAUUGGCCAUAAAACUAAGGAGGAUUUUCAGCCGUCAAAUACUGGCCCUAGCCCAAGCAUUGGCCACAAAACUAAGGAGGAUUCUCAGCCCUCAAAUACUGGCCCUAGCCCAAGCAUUGGCCAUAAAACUAAGGAGGAUUCUCAGCCGUCAAAUACUGGCCCUAGCCCAAGCAUUGGCCACAAAACUAAGGAGGAUUCUCAGCCCUCAAAUACUGGCCCUAGCCCAAGCAUUGGCCAUAAAACUAAGGAGGAUUCUCAACCCUCAAAUACUGGCCCUACAAGCAUUGGCCAUAACUCAAAUACUGGUCCUAGCCCAAGCAUUGGCCAUAAAACUAAGAAGGAUUUUCAGCCCUUAAAACUUGGCCGUAGCCCAAGUAUUGGCCGUAAAACUAAAAAGAAGCAUCCUCAGGCUCCAAAACCUUCUGCUCAAUAA
Striga hermonthica is the source of this 624-nucleotide messenger RNA. The record is from the annotation of a GenBank genome assembly. Lineage: Eukaryota; Viridiplantae; Streptophyta; Magnoliopsida; Lamiales; Orobanchaceae.